Molecule: messenger RNA, 5149 nt
Organism: Pseudomassariella vexata
Lineage: Eukaryota; Fungi; Ascomycota; Sordariomycetes; Amphisphaeriales; Pseudomassariaceae
Exons: 3
Coding region: 247-4848 (1533 amino acids)
Source: RefSeq, a predicted model, not a curated record
ACUCUGGGCCAUUCUGUCUGAUCUACGGACAGAACUUACAUUGCUGUUGGAGCUUGCCGGAUACCACAAGCGUGGUCGUGAUAGCUUCCAACACAUGACGUUGAGCUCAUAGCUUCUUGAUUAUCAUUUCCAAACUAUAUUUAUCUAUAGCCACCUAUAUAUUCCUUAUUACACAUCUCUCCUAAUUGGACCAACGAACAGAUAUUGCCAUACUACGGGGCCGAAGCUUCCCCUCCCCCAUCCGCCAUGAUGGACGUCGCCACUCUCGUGCAGCAAAUGCACGACAACCUGUCGCAAAUUCACCAGACUGUUGCUGGCCUGAAUACCGACUCUCAUAACGCGCGGCUCGACGAACUAGAACAGAAGCGGGACUCCAUUCUCGCCCAGCUGCAGACCAAUUAUGAACGUGAACACGAAGAACUCGAAUCCAAGCGACGGGCCGAGACGGAGGCUAUUUCCGAGCAGAGGCGCAAAGAAGACGCGGAGCGCGACGCGAGGCGGAGGAGAGAGGAUGAGGAUUUGAGGAAGAGAGCCAGAGACGAGGAUGAGCAGAGGAAGAGCAAGUUUGAGGGCGAGAGGGAGGAAGUAGACGAGGAGAUAGAGCCGCUUAUGGAUGAGGUGGAGGAAGAGGCUAGGAAGGUCAUUGGGGAAGGAGAGAGGAGGUUGAGGGAGUUGCAAGAGAGGAGGCUGGAAAUCAACUGCCUAAUCGAUGAACAGCUCAAGAUGCCGCUGCCGACUCCACCGGCGCGCAAGAGGAGACGGAAUACGGCCUCUAGGGGCACUAGUGGUGGUGCAUUGGCCAAUGUUGCGCCUCCCGAAGCGAACAGUCACAGAACACUCGCCCCACUAUCUGCGCCGGAUCAAGAACGUUCUUUGGGUAAUAAUGAGAAGGCGCCUGAGGAACAUACAGAGCAAGAUAUAGAUCAGGAGCAGCGUGAGGUUGACACUGCGCCAACUGAGGGGAACGAGGCGUCGUCUCAUGGGGUGGAUGCGAGCCCCUCUCACGAGGCCGAUGUGACGUCGCUUCCGCAGAACGAGAAGUUGCCGGCGCAAGAGAUCGCUGCAACUUCGGACAGGGGAGAAUUGAUGGGUAAUGGUAAAAAUAUUGUUCCUGAGAACACAGAAGACCUGCCCCAGGCUCGAGACUUGGACACCUAUUCCAACCACGGCAAGAAUGAUGAGCAAGCGGAAGAUACACUACAUAACGACCUGCCUGCUGUAGGGGACGUACAAAAGGACCGGCCGCUGGGCCAAGACCUACCGGAAUCCCAUGAAUCUGCCAGCGACGACGAAAGUCCACCGGCCCACGACGAGAGUAUCGAGUUGCUACGGGACACAAACGUCACUGCAUCCGACAAUUCGCACAGCAGAACAGGCCUAGAGACCCAAGAUGCGCAGGCUCCAACCUCGGGUGAUCGCAGUGUAUACCCCGAGGGCUUUACUCCUCAGGACCUCGACCAAGGCCAGAACUACGGUCAACCCUCGCACGAGGACGCUGAUGAGACUUCUGUUCCAGAUCAAGAGGGCACCGGUCACGAGCUAGAUGAUAACGAUGUGCACAAGGACAUGCGACUCAAUCAAAAUCUUGAGGGUGAAGACCAACCUUCGCACCAGGACUCCGACGAAACGACUCUGCGGCAAGAGGAUACGAGUGACGAGAUGGAUAACGAUUAUAUUCAUAGGGCCAUGCGACCCCUCGAUCAAAGUCUCAAGGGUAAUGAGCAACCCUCGCAUGAGGACACUCAUGAGAAUUCGGCCCCAAAACAGGAGGAGGCAAGUCAAGACCUCGAUGAUGAAGAUAUGCACAGGGCAACGCGACUCCUUGAUGAACGUCUGCACGGUCAAGGUGAUGCCCCUUCUCCAAGAAUUGAAGCUCCUCGGAAUGAUGAUCUAGUGGAAGACGAGUCGGAGAAGGACGGAUCUGGGGAAGCUGAGCUAAGCAACGAGCUACAUAACGGAGACGUGCACAAGGCCAUGCGACUUCUUAACCAAAAUCUCCCGGGUGAGGCUCCUCGGGAUGAUAACUCAUUGGAAGAUGGGUCGCAGAAGCUGCCAAACGACCAUUCCGUGGAAGAUGAACCGGAGCAGCUGUACAUUGAUGACUCCAUUGAGGCCGAUCCUGAGUAUUCACUGAACGACUACGACCGAGGAGACGACCGUGCUCUGGCUCCCAGUAUUGGAGCUGGGCGUGGCCUGGAGCACUUGAACUAUGACUUUUUGGACGACCAAUCGAAGCAUCCCGCUCAACAAGGCUUGGACCAAAAUCCUCCCGCAGAUCAAACUAAGGAUACACCCAAAUCAAUACACGAAUCCAUAGACUUCCCGAAAGCAGAAGGUUCUCACAACCCAACAGGUGAUACCCAAAUCGAACACCACGACAACCCGUCUUUAAAAGCCUACUCCUCUGAUGUCGCGUUGGAACAGUCAGAGGAGCGGGAUGUAGACCAACUGUCAAUGAGGAAAGAUGAAGUGGACACUCAGGGUAAGGGAAACCCAGAUGUGGCAACACACCUCGAGUCUCAGACGGGAAACUUGGAAGCCGACCUCGACCCGCCAGUCGAGGGAGCAGAGAAGGUUUCAAGGCCCGUCUCGCGUUCUGGGAACGAGUCUCGGGAUCACGAUAAUGUUUUGAGUCGUGAUGAUGCUAGCGAGCGGGGUGAGGCUGAUGAAGUGGGACAGAUAACGUCCAAGUCUCCUGUAUUGGACUCAUCUGCUCAUGAUCGUGAACAUUCAAUUGAGAGUCGCCAUAACGAUGGCAGCUCCGAAGAUCAUGUCUCGAUUGACGACGUCGAUGAGACUGGGCGACCCAGUUCAGGCAUCUCGCAGAGACUGGGAUCCGAGUGGAAAAAUGACGCAACAGAGACGCAGAACGAUGUCGACGACGUUGCGUCGAAAAGUGGUGUAGUUGAGGGCGCUCACGACAGUCAAGCCAGAGUUCCAGACAGCCCAACUCGGUCAGCUCAAGCCGUUUCACGUCCGUCGUCUCCGGAUGAAAUUGAGGAGAGUCAAACAAUAAAAGGGUUGCCAAAUAGCCAAGAGGUUUUUGGAGAUUUGACUCGAAAUGACGAUGACUCGGCAGAACAUCAGGCUGCUCCCGGGUUGAUUAGACAGCUUGGCGAUGAGGACGUGUCUGGGCACGUGAAUACUGCGACGCAAGAGAUUCUCUCAGCUGAGAAUUUACAGGAUCGCGAUCAGGUUUCUGCUGUGCGCGAGACUGUAGCAGUCGAACACACUGAUUCUGAUGACGUGCCGGAACCCGAAGCUGACAACCUGAAGAUAUCAGAUGAAACUGCGUAUGACAUCGUCGGUGAAACCGAAAGCGCCGGCUCGGAGCAUGAGGAUGAUGAUCCUUCAGACUUGAAGGGUCACGACCAGGAGCCGUCACUUCAGUCUUGGGAUGACAACCAUCAGCUUGACGAAAAGAAAAUUACUGGUGAUAUGCGAAGUUCUGGACUGCAAGAGCACCACGAUGAAAUUACAGAACUUGGUUCACAAGAUCUUGAUGGAUACCCCAGGGAUACCCCAGCGUUACAGCAUGUUCAGGACGAUAAUCAGGUUACCGCAGUAUCACCAGGUUCUGCGCCUGGUAGCCGACCUAGAUCACCUGGGCUAGACUAUGAGGAUGUACAUGCCCAAGAGCCUGCUGAUCGAAAUCGCGAUCAGAAGCAACAGCCGACCGACGAUGACCUGCAGAGUUUAGGCGAGCCGGGCGAAGCUCGUGGUGACGGCCAGGUUCGACACAGUCUUACAAAACCUGUUAGUAUUGAUGGGGCGCCAUCUUUUCGUGAUCAAAUUCAAGACGAAGGCCUCAGCCACGUCACCAGCGGCCACGAGGGCGGAAUAGAGACGUCCGAAAAAUUGGAUGCAGAUCACGAAGCCCCCGAUAUGUCGACACUUGAGGACGAUAAGGCGAGACUUCAGCAAGCUGACAAUGUUAACGAUAAGCUCUCACCUGUCCAUGAAAGUGGAAUGAACAGCCCGCCACUCGAGGAUCACGACGGGAAGCCCGUUUCUGUUGAUAUACACGAAAAAAACGAGACGGGCAGCGACUCUGAGGGUUAUGAUGAUGAGGAUCGCAAUGAACCUCUUAACGAAUUUGGCGAUGAUGAGCUGGAGCUCAGCACACCGCGCUUGGACGUGUCCAAACGCCAUUGGGACGAAUUAUCGGAUGAGGAGAGUGUCACGUCGAAUGUUCAUUCUUCAGAGGAUGUGAAUGCCGCCAGUCCACAAGUUGGGGCCACGGGAAUCCGUGGUGUUGACGAAAUAGAAAACAUCCACAAUGACCAUCGAAGUGAAGGCAAUGACAUGGAGAAGCCUGGCGAGGGUGAGCAGCCGUUGUUGCCUAUCACGAGGAGUCGUGACUUGGAGACCGAGGACCAUCAUUUGCCAGAGCUUCUGAGAGACAAUGCGGCGCUGCCGAGCCAUGAUGACAACCGCAUGGAGAUGCAUGAUGAGGCGCAACAAGCGUAUUCUCACUCAGUGGAGGAGCAGGACUCACUUGCAGGAGGAAUGAUUAACGACCUAAAGGCAAGCGACGGAUAUCUGAGAUAUCUGCCUUCGCACUCUCCCGAUGCCACGGGCGAGCACAAACCCGAUCAGGCAGCGAGUGACAGCCAGUCGCAGAGGUCAUUCAGUGACGAUGGUGAUGUACAGGGAGGAGAAUAUGCCCUCCAAAGCCAUCCAGACGAUCAAAUCACGACAGACGACAGGAGAGAAACGUCGAGCCCCAGGCGGCCCGUUCGCCUUCACCUGAACAGCAACAAUCAUGGUCGAAAGUCAAGCACUACGAUGGAUUUGACUUCUCCGAGAACCCAGAUGCACCUGAACAUGGACGGCAAGGGUCGCUAGAUCGAGACGAGGAUGUCUCCGUUCCUCACAAUGCCCACACAUUCUCGCCCGGUAAUGAAGAACACGACACAGUACCGGGUCAAUUCGUUUUAUCUCAUCAUGGCAACAAUGAUGCACAACUCCACUCUCCUACAAAUCUCACCAUACACACGACGUCACAAGACUCCUCUUUGCCCCCAGACGUAGCGAGCCUGCCACAGGCUGUUGAUCCACAACAACCCGCCGACGAUUAUCUCUCUAUACCAGCCUCCGCCAGGAAAGGUUAUCACUCACCUUUGCCGGUAGAGAAUGACACUGUUAG